AUGGAGACUGGUGCUGGUAUAGGUCUGUACCCUUUGCACCGCUGCAAAACCAUCUACCUAGUGAGACAUGCUCAAGGGAUUCACAAUGUUGAUGGAGAAAAGAACUAUAAGGCGUACAUGUCUCACGAGUACUUUGAUGCAGAGCUGACCCAACUUGGGUGGCAACAAGUAGAUAGUUUGCGUAAGCAUGUUCAUUCCAGUGGACUUCACAAGAAGGUCGAGCUGGUCAUCUCGUCUCCACUUAUGAGAACAAUGCAAACUGCUGUUGGUGUAUUCGGUGGAGAGGGCUACACAGAUAUGAGUGAUGUACUACCUCUAAUGGUAGCAAAUGCAGGAAACAGCAGCCGUGCAGCAAUUUCGAGUUUAAACUGCCCUCCAAUUAUUACAGAGGAGUCCUGUAGAGAACAUUUGGGAGUGCAUCCAUGUGACCAGAGGAGAAGUAUCAGCGACUAUCAAUUUCUUUUCCCAGCAGUUGACUUUUCACUGAUAGAAAGCGACGAAGACAAGUUAUGGAAGGCUGAUGUUAGAGAAACAAUCGAUGAACUUGCAGCUAGAGGCAAAAAAUUCCUCAACUGGCUAUGGACAAGGAAAGAGAAAGAGAUAGCGAUUGUGACACACAGCGGAUUCUUGUUUCACACAUUGAAUGCACUACAGAAUGAAUGUCAUCCAGAUGUUAAGAAGGAAAUUUGCAGCCACUUUGCAAAUUGUGAGCUACGUUCAAUGGUCAUCGUCGAUAGGAGUAUGCUGGGGUCGGACGUAUCAGUGACUGAUUAUCCAGGAAAGAUACCAAAGGGGAUUGAUCUUCCAAGUGAUGCGGUUGUAGAAGACAAUAUCAAAGGUGAGUGA
This is a messenger RNA of Microthlaspi erraticum, 846 nucleotides long. The record is from the annotation of a GenBank genome assembly. Lineage: Eukaryota; Viridiplantae; Streptophyta; Magnoliopsida; Brassicales; Brassicaceae.